GACGCGAGCUUCACACGAGCUAUAAACAUAUGAAUAUCUCUUUUCUUCAAAACGAAAUUGACAAGAUAUAUUGGCUCCAUUUUCGCGAGCAAAGACAUAUAAAAUUGUAAGAUUGGAUAGCUUCGCGUGAAACAAAGAUGACGAGGCGAUGAUGAUCGCCUCGAACACGAAAUUGCUUCAAUAAUUGUUUCGAACAUCGCAAAAAAAAAAAAAAGGAAAAAAGUCAAAGCAAAUUAACCUAGAGAACGAGACUCGUCCAAGCGAAGAGAAUGUCUACCGAUCUGCUACCGGACUCGGUAAAUUUGUUCCUAGACGACUUCGAGACCAGUCUUUGUCUACCCAUCCUCGUGGUUAUAGUGCUCUGCACCGUUCAGUUUGUAUUCAAUCACGUCUUCGGUAUUGGAUACACAAUUUAUCAGAGCGUAAGGAAGCCGAUAGUGGAGGGCGAGGCGCAAGAUACAGAAGCCACAGAUAUAGUGGGAAAACUGAAAGGAAUGUUAACCACUUUAGGUAUCGGAAAACCCCAUACGGCGAAUAUGACUGCGAUUAGAAAUCCGCUAUCAUCCGCGACUCAAUCUCGAGACGAAGAGUGGGACUAUUGUGAAGAUGAUGUUGAAUAAGAUAACAAAACUGUUCUAUGUA
Camponotus floridanus (Florida carpenter ant) is the source of this 642-nucleotide messenger RNA. RefSeq lists its product as uncharacterized. Lineage: Eukaryota; Metazoa; Arthropoda; Insecta; Hymenoptera; Formicidae. Bases 270 to 620 code for a protein of 116 amino acids. The record is from RefSeq and is a predicted model, not a curated record. The transcript is spliced from 2 exons.